This is a messenger RNA of Stegodyphus dumicola, 1517 nucleotides long. Its product is annotated as putative nuclear transport factor 2. Gene Ontology annotation, biological process: nucleocytoplasmic transport. Lineage: Eukaryota; Metazoa; Arthropoda; Arachnida; Araneae; Eresidae. The record is from RefSeq and is a predicted model, not a curated record.
AUGAAUAUCUAUAUAUCUUUCUUUGCUUCGCCUCAACGCUUCCGUUUUGCAAGCAAGGUUAUUUCACGCGCCAUUCGUUGCGCUUGGCGCGAUAAAUCAGCGAUACUUAACUAUUGGAAGAGAAAUCAUUAAUGACAUUUGAAGACCAGCAGCUGUUUGGAAGAACAAAAAUAAUGGAAAAGUUACAAGCUUUAACAUUUCAAAAGAUCGCCCACAUCAUAACAGCAAUAGAUACACAGCCUAUGUUUGAUGGUGGCAUUCUAAUUUGUGUGCUUGGUCAACUUAAGACUGAUGAUGAUCAUCCACAUACUUUUCAUCAAACAUUUGUCUUAAAAAGUUUAGGAGAUAGUUUUUAUGUAGAACAUGAUAUAUUUAGGUUAGCACUGCAUCAUGUUGGUUAAAGAUACAAUAUUUUCAUCAUGGGAUCUGUUUGAAGCAUUGGUGUAAAGGUCUGGAAUGAGAAUGUGAUCUUGCUGCACUUCCAUAUGCUUCCUCAUUCAGUAGAAUGGACAGUAUUUAUCAGCAUGAAUAGUAAGAGUUAUGAUGCAGAUAACAUAAUCCUCAUUGGAAGGUACCAAGUCACUGUUUUGCCUUCAUCAGUUUUCAUUACCAUGACUAUUCAGAAUUUAUGGUACUUUUAACAAUGAACUGCAUUAAACAAUUUCUAAAAAAAAAAAAAAAAAAAAAAAAAAAAAAAAAGCUUGCUCUAUAUAUUUUUGUAUUUCAAUUUAAAAAAAAAAGUAUGAGAAGUAUAAAGCUAAUGAAGAAUUGCAUGUAUUUGAUGUUAAAAAAUUAGUUUUGUCUUGAAGGAAUGUAGUUUUUCUCUUACUGUUUGUAUUUAGAGACAUAUUGUUUGCAGUUUUUUUCCUAAACAUCAGUAUUGACUUUAAAAAUUUAAAGGGUGAAAUGUGUCAAACAAUCUUGUGAGUUCAGAUGUCAUAAAUGAAGAAGUAUUUUAAAUGUAUUUAUAUAGUUCAUAUUUUAUAUUUUAUGAUUUUUUAUGAAAUUUAGAGAUGCAUGCUAACAUUAAUUGCAAAUAUUUAUUUAGGUUUAUAUGUUACAUAUUAUCUUUUUAGAGAAACAAAAUAAGUGUUUGGUAAUCUUUUAUACUGUUUACUGCUUAAUUAUGUCUAUGUAGGAUAUAUAUUAUUCUGCAAAUUAUAGGAAUUCAAUUAUUGCAACAUUUUCCCCUUUUAAAGGUAAACCAAAAGUAAGUUUCCACCAAAAGUAGUAUUUAAAAUGUUUGAAUCUGCUGUCUUUUUUUCCCCUUGUUUAUUUAUUUUAUCAGUAUAUAUAUGAAAAAAAGAGAUGGAUGAAAAUUGUAUGGUUUUUACGGCCUGUAUUAUUCUUAUUAGCAUCCUGCAGAGAUAUCUAAGGCUUUGUAUAAUUGAUGUCUAACAAGCUGUAUCAGUUAUGUUGUUCAGAUGAGCUUUGAUUUUGUCCAAAAUUUUGUUUUUCUUCUUUUUAUAAUUUAAUUUAAUGAUAAGAUGUUGGAGAAUAAAUAGUUGUGAUACCAA